GAGCACAACCGGUGGGCUUCUUCUCUUUCUUUCUUCACACAGUUUGUCCAUAUUUAGUGUAGUCAUGAUGUUUCUCAUUGUUUUUUCUUUAUUGACUGUGUGUGUGACAUCAGAAGAUCCAGAGAACGGCGUCCUCAGACUGAAGGAUGUUCCUGCGGCCGAGGCCUUCAUCAACUCCACUGAAGUGGCCGUCAUCGGGUUCUUCCAGACGGACGCCGCUCGCGGGUACAAGGAGUUCCUGUCCGCCGCUGCACAGAUGACGUCUCUCCCGGUCGCGGUGUGCGGGGAACAGGAGGUGUGGGCCAGAUACGGCAUCGCCUCCGACACCAUCUCCAUCUUCAGGAAGGCUGAUCUUCAUCAGGAGCACCUGAAUCUCUCAGAGGCCAAGAAAGUUGAUGCUGAUGGACUCGUGCGCUUUAUGACCAUGAAUAACAUUCGCUACGUCACAGAGUAUAAUCAAGCGUCUGCCGUGGGUCUGUUCCAGUCCGAGGUGAAGACGCACGUGUUGCUGUUGGCCAACAGAGGGCGCACAGACUCAGACCCGCUUCAGGAGCGCUUCAGGGAUCUCGCGCCAAAAUACACCGGCAAGAUGUUGUUUGUGCUGGUCAACGGAAGCGAGAAGUCAAACGCGCGCGUGCUGGAGUACUUCGGCCUGGAGUCACGUGACCUGCCACGGGUCGGCAUCUAUGAUGGCACCCUGGAUGAGAAGUGGCUCAUGCCGUCGGGUGAGAUCACCGCUGAGCGCGUGCAGAGCUUCUGUGACUCGUUCCUGGCCGGAGACCUGCAGCAGAAAGAGGCGGGAACAUCCGAAGACAAGACCGAACUAUAAUACGAUCCUUCAUUCUCUUCAAUACAAAUAUUAAAUGAAAUACA
Molecule: messenger RNA, 873 nt
Organism: Pimephales promelas (fathead minnow)
Lineage: Eukaryota; Metazoa; Chordata; Actinopteri; Cypriniformes; Leuciscidae
Gene: erp27
Product: endoplasmic reticulum protein 27
Biological process (GO): response to endoplasmic reticulum stress; protein folding
Cellular component (GO): endoplasmic reticulum
Molecular function (GO): protein disulfide isomerase activity
Source: RefSeq, a predicted model, not a curated record